UGGUGUCAGGUUUGCCUGUCAGCCCGUCAGGGAGCUGUUAUUUUGGUUCAUUCUGCCCUUGUUGUUGGGGCCUCAGAAUGCAUUUCUUGCCCCUCCUCUCGACCAACUAUAGCCUUCAAUCUGGCCACCAGUUGUCCACCAUCAUUGACUCAAAGCAGCAAUAAGGAUCUUCGUACUGUCGAGCGACCUCCUAACGACCAGUACCACAAAGAUCUGGCAUCCGCGUGGCUAUUGCCUGGACAUGCUAGGCUUCUCGUUUGCCUAAUUUGUAUUGCAGACAGCUGGGGUCAUUUCAACGACUGCAUCUGGUUGCAGGCCCAGCCGCUUCCCACUACACUCUAUCGUCACGUACAGCUGCAUCAGCAACAGCAACAAAUUCCCGUCACCUUCGACCUCAAACAGGUUACCGACCCUAAGGCCGGCUCUAGCGACCACUUACAACUGACUGGCCAGUGCUCGGAAAUCCUGGUUGCACAACUGAUCCGACUACCAGUCAACUUCUCGGUUAUUGGUUGUCCUCUCGUGUUUGCCAUGUCAGCCCUGCAUUGUUCUCCACAGUCUCCAGACCCUUUAUUAGGCAUCAGUCCUGAGAGUGACCCAGAAGGUUCAACCACGCUCACCUCAAAUCAGCCGAGAUUUCCCAUUUCCCCCAGGGAUGCCAAUGAGGACAAGAAUUCAGUAGACAGCAAUGAUAACAUUCGAGAUUUAGGAGACCCAAUCGAAGCCAUGGGCCAACUGGCAGAAAAACGAAUUGCAACUCCAACAGGGGAAAGGGAAAAAUCUAGCGAUUUUGCGCGUAUCGGCCAAUUGUCAGCCUUAAGUAGAGGGACUUUGCAACGUCAUUCAGGACUGGGUCUAGCAAAUGAGUCGGACAUUGAGCUUAAUAGCGUGCCACUAUUCUUCAUGAAUCCAGUUCCGCCAGACCUGGGGAUCUGGAGACAAGCGACGGUUCGCUUUGGCUCGCGUCUCCUAGCCUCACCUACGGUCAUCCGAGAGGUACGCAUCAUCAACAGAGGCCCAUUCGACUUACCUAAUUGA
Messenger RNA from Protopolystoma xenopodis, 1038 nucleotides. Lineage: Eukaryota; Metazoa; Platyhelminthes; Monogenea; Polystomatidea; Polystomatidae. The record is from the annotation of a GenBank genome assembly.